CUUUACAGGAUUAUAGGCCUUUAUGCCUCCUCUCCAGUGACACAGAUAAUGAGCUUUAGUAUCUGAUCUUUGAAUCACUAUAGAUUGUGUAGAAAUUUUAUAACAAAACCAAACUCCGGAGGUCAGUAGAGCGUGAUGAGGCCAUUCCAACAAGCUUUUAGGAAACCAGGAAACUGAGGAGUCCUUGUUGAGCGUCACAAUCAUUUGAUUAGCAAAUAGUCGAUGUCACCACUGAUCAGUAAAGUGAUUGACUCAUUUUACAGGGGGCUGGCUGGCGUACACGAGCCAGGCUCUGUGACUUUUAAAAAUCAAAGUGAAAAUUGCUCUGUUCAAUAAUUUCUUAUGAUGCCAACAACUUUUCAAGUCUAGUUGGUAGUUUGUUUAGUGAUUGGUUCUGUGGGGUAGAUGAAGACUUAAAUGGGACUUCUUAGGGUAGAAAUGGGUGCAAGCAAAACGAUAAAAAUACUAGCUUGAUUCAUGGGAAUGCUGCCAGUUUAGUGAAAUGCAGUUUUGUAGUAUCCCUCUCAAGCUCACCUGUGAAGACCUAUACAAGUACUGUGUAUUCUGGGAGAGUUAAUCAUGCCCCAUUUUGAAAAAGACGCAGCAGGAUGUUUUCCAGUUGGGUUCACAAUUCACAGGACGCAGCCUCCGGCAGCAGAGUACAAUAACAAGUGAUGGAACAGCUGGAAUAUGCAUUGGAAUACUGCCUUUUAUUUCUAAUAAUUCAGACAGUAUUUUGGAAAAUGGUGAAGCCCACUAAAUCGCACUGGGGAAGGGGCUGAAACGGUGGUCGCGACAGCUGAAAAGAAAUGCAGAAAUGAUAACUCUCCAGUUUCCUUUUUGCUGCGUAGUGUUACUUUUCGAAGGCCUGCUGGGAUUAGUGUUUGGACGAGAGACACUCAUGUCAAAGUCCUUAAACGUCAAUGCCAUGUGGCAAAAAAGCAAACAGUGCAUACAAAUGGGCUUCACAUUUCAUUUCUCACCAUAAGAGAGAUCAAAAGGAGAGUUUAAAAUGUGCAUUACCAUCAUACAAACGGACAGCUAAUCAUUGCUGAUUCAUAGAAAAGAUCAACUUUACCUUUCACUUCCUUCCUCUUGGAUUUUGAGAGAUGGCGGCCAACAAACCCAAGGGACAGAACUCUCUGGCCCUGCACAAAGUGAUUAUGGUGGGCAGCGGCGGCGUGGGCAAAUCUGCACUUACGCUGCAGUUCAUGUAUGACGAGUUUGUGGAGGACUAUGAGCCCACUAAAGCUGACAGCUACAGAAAAAAAGUAGUUCUAGAUGGAGAGGAGGUCCAAAUUGACAUACUGGACACAGCUGGUCAGGAAGACUACGCUGCCAUUCGGGACAACUACUUCCGCAGUGGGGAGGGAUUCCUCUGUGUUUUCUCCAUCACAGAAUCGGAGUCUUUUGCUGCAACCGCUGACUUCAGAGAGCAGAUCCUGCGGGUUAAGGAGGAUGAAAACGUGCCCUUCCUGCUGGUUGGAAAUAAGUCAGAUCUGGAAGACCGGCGACAGGUGGGAGUGGAGGAGGCCAAGGCCCGUGCCAAUCAGUGGGAAGUUAGCUACGUGGAGACCUCUGCCAAAACACGUGCCAACGUGGACAAGGUGUUUUUCGACCUUAUGCGACAAAUCAGAGCUAGGAAAAUGGAGGAUGGCAAAGAGAAGAAUGGGAAAAAGAAAAGAAAGAGUUUGGCAAAUAGGAUUCGAGAGAGAUGCUGUGUUCUAUAAUGACUGUGUCUGCACACGGUGACGCCAAGUCCUCCAAACUCUUCUUUUUUCUGCCUCCUACUCGUUUUCCUCAAGGCUAAUCAGCAUCUUGUUUCAUUUCGCAUCUUUUUGCAAAGUACUGAGGGACAUAAACAGGUAUAUAUACAAGUUUGCUGAACAGAAAGAUAUCCACAACUUGGAAGGUCCCAACGAGGAAGCUGCUUAAGACCAAGACCAAGACUGAAUGCUUCUUACGCAGCAGACGACUGCUACGAUGCCAUUUCAUUUCAAUCUUUAAAUGUACUGUACAUAGGCCAUAUAAUGUGGAGCUGCUGCAUAUGAUUGUAAUUUCUGGUUUUCAAGAAGACUGAGGUCCUUAUUCUUCCAUGACAAAUCUACAGCAUGAAUCCAAAAACUACACAGCUUUUCAGGCCAGCAUGCAUCUGUGUGAUGGGUACACCCUAGUGGAAGAAAAUCCGGCUGUCCUGCUAAAAUUAGCCUCUCUUGUCAACUUGGGUCAUUUCUUCCUCUGCAGGCCCCUCGCAGUUCCAAUGCUGUUUUGUGUUCAGUAGGUCUACAUACCAAAGACUGGUAGUAUAAGUCUUCAAACAAAAAUACUUCAGUUUGUUAUAAGCCAGUGAUUGGGAAAUGGUACUGCAGAUGUUUUAACUUUAGUAAAUCAGUGCCUUCACAUUUUACUGCUUAAAUAUAAUCAGUGGUGACUAAUUCCAGCCCCAGAGGUCCAGAGUUGGGCACAAUUUGGAGAUUCUUACUCUAACCCCCCUUGAUAAACUAAAUUAUGUAUUGAAUAUGAUUAAUUUGAGGAAAGAUCCCAAACUCUGCAAGUGUCCAGGCCUCAAGUACUGAAGUUGGGCAUGCUUGCUUGCUUUUAAAGGAACGUUCCACCAUUUGUUAAACAUUUCUGUAUGAUUGAAUGGCUGGGAUUUAAAGUCAUUACAUACAGACCCCUGAUGACAACAUCAUUUAUGCAUGGCCAUGACUUAGUAAGCCGUGAUCCCGUUCCCACGCCUUACUAAGUCGUGGCCACGCAUUAUUUUUUAUUUAUACAGGAUGUCAGCAGCAGGGCUCUGUAAUUCGGGGUAGUCUGAUGUGAAAUGCCCCAUUUAGAGUAACACAGAACUGUUCAGCUAUGUGAAGCUAAAUGCCAUCACCUUGCAGACAAUUAUUACAUGACAUGGGGUCAAAUACCUGAUGGCAUAGACACUGUUUGAUGAUAGUUUGAACAUGAGGUUUUGGCCCAUUUAAGUCUGUUCAUAGUGUGGAGGUACAUGCAAAAUGGCUAUACACAGUCACUGUAUAGCCCUCGCCACUUCGUGGUUCAUCUUUCGCGGACUCGGUGCAUUGUGGGUUUUCAAAAAAAUAUUAAUAGAAAAAAUAUUGUGGAUUUUCGCUACUUUGCAGGUUUUCUGCGGAACUCAAUUAAUGAAUUUUUACAUUAAAAAAUCCCAAUAUGUAUAAAAAUAUAUUAAACAUUAAUUCUAACAAUAAAGGAAUGUUAUAAAGCAUAAAAUAUUGUACCUACAUAGGUUUAGGAAUUCAAAACAUUUUACAAGUGUAAAGGUACAAUGCAUGCACAGAACAGGUGGGAAAGGUUUUAAAGCCUUAAAAUAGUGUAAAAAUACUUAAAUAAAUAUAUUGUUCGGAUUUUCGUUUAUCGCGGGUGGUCCUGGAACGUAACACCCGCGAUAAACGAGGGAACACUGUACUUGCAUAGACAUCAUGAACCCUGGUUUCUGCCACCACCACUGAGGAAAACUGAAAACCUUUUAUAUUUCACUUCAAACCACUGAAUCACGCUGUUAGAUUCGUUAAAGCAGUAAACAUGGAAUUCCCUUGAAAUCAAACUUUACAAAUAUUUUGUCCUCACUAGUUUGGGCUUUCCCUUAGAAGCUUUAGUUGUAAGGAGCUGUAAGGAACACAUUCAUGGAAGAAUAUGACCCUCAGUUGUAGAGAUGGACCUUAUAAGCACUACCACUUUAUGUGAAGAAAAAAAAGCCAUAAAGUGUAGACGCACUACUGUCAGCCUUUUGCUUGAAGACUACAAAGCUUCAACUUUAAAUACUUUCUAGAAAGCGCCUUAAAAACAAACACACAUUGGCUAUAAAUCAUUUAGCAGACACACAAAAAAAGUCAACCAAAUGACUGUUACCUGAAUGACACAAACUUCCAGGUCAGUACUGUAACCUACUGAUAGGAGGUCUAUAAUGGUUGUCAGUGUAAUUGUUGAUGGGCUGUCUAACCAUAAGCUUUGAUCCUAAGCAAACACAGAUUAUAGUAUGAUUGAAUUAAAUGAUUUUGAACUUAUUUUAGUGAAUAUUUAUGAUGUGCAUGGUGGCCAUGGCCUAAUCGUUCUUCUGUUUUUAACUAUAUUAAUUUCACUGGUCAUAUUUCAUCACUAUUAGUCACACUGCACUUCAGUUAACUGAGCUGCUAAUAUUUUCAGACUUGUCCAAUCUUUAUAAUGUUUGAGGGCUACAUACAGUACAAUUCCAUUAUUAAAGGACUUUUUUCUUUGUUCCUUGUCACGGAAAGGGCUGUUUUCAAUCUUUGGUAUGUUCUACUUCUAAUUUUUUUUGUUUGUAAAAUGUUCAAAUGAAAGAGCAAGGAAAUUCAAACAAUAGAUGAUCACAGCACUUCAGCAUAGUCUUGUACAUUUAUGACUGAGUUUGUUGUUGUUAUGGACAACUGUUUCAGAGAAAUGGCACUUUGUUCAAUGUUUUCUCCACUAAGCAAAAUUUUUAAUUGUUUGUAAUUAACCCUUAAAUGCACAUGUCUACAGCUUCCUCAUCACCUGCUAUUUAACACUGUUUAUUUCCCCCAUGUAUUUAUCUUUUUUAACAAGAUCUGUUGGCUCCCUUUUUUGUUAUACUUCACACAUAUUGCCGCCUUUGCUAAUAAUGAUGAUUGACUGAUCUGAAAUGGCCAGACAGCAUUAUGGGAAAAAAAUGUUCAUGCUAACUAAUCUUUACUAAACUUCAUCUGUGUUAUGCAUGCUAUUUUUUUGUGAAGUAUACCUUUAACCAAACAUUGCAGGAGGGUCUGUUUACUAAUGUUGCUGUUGCAAUCGCAGUGCCAAUGGCUGAUGAUGCUGAAAUCCACUCAGCUGAGGCCUUUUGGUACUUUGUUAAUUAAAUCAUGUCUAAUUUAAAGCUGAAAACAGAAAUACAAGGGAUUUUAAUAUAAUUUCAGUGGUUGGAGUCGUUCUAAUGUAUCUGUUCAGUUCUUUUGACGAACUUACCUGUCCAUUACACCCCCAUCCCCAGCCCCCAUUGCUCUAUGUUCAUAUGUUCUAGAUUAAAGGAACCGACACUACUUCUAGAGUUGCAAUAAUAAAAAACCACGGUUAUUUUCAA
Pygocentrus nattereri (red-bellied piranha) is the source of this 5083-nucleotide messenger RNA. It is a transcript of the gene ralab, whose product is annotated as v-ral simian leukemia viral oncogene homolog Ab (ras related). Gene Ontology annotation, cellular component: plasma membrane. The coding region runs from base 1110 to 1730 and encodes 206 amino acids. NCBI's taxonomy places the organism in Eukaryota, Metazoa, Chordata, Actinopteri, Characiformes, Serrasalmidae. The transcript has 5 exons. The record is from RefSeq and is a predicted model, not a curated record. Gene Ontology annotation, molecular function: GTPase activity; GDP binding; GTP binding. Gene Ontology annotation, biological process: regulation of exocytosis; Ras protein signal transduction.